AUGCAGUUAUCGGCUUCUCUUUUAGCGACUACCCUUGCUCUUCUCACCUCUGGUGUGAUCGGAGCAGAUAUCAAUAUCGCCUACACCUCAAACGGAGAUUUCUACCAGGAGAAGAUUGAGGCGGAGAAGCUGACCAAGUUAGAGCACCCAGGUGUCUUGACCGACAUCCAGAACACCGCCAAUUGUGUGCUAUGGCGCCACCACCCUAAUCACCCUCCCGAUUACCAGGUCAAGCGUGGAUCAAACAUCAUCAUCCCCCCUCAGCAGCUUGAUUAUAUCUACUGCUAUGAGCCUACUGGCGCCUGGAUUUAUGAGCAGUGGUAA
Molecule: messenger RNA, 324 nt
Organism: Aspergillus udagawae
Lineage: Eukaryota; Fungi; Ascomycota; Eurotiomycetes; Eurotiales; Aspergillaceae
Exons: 4
Coding region: 1-324 (107 amino acids)
Source: RefSeq, a predicted model, not a curated record